Molecule: messenger RNA, 1879 nt
Organism: Meloidogyne enterolobii
Lineage: Eukaryota; Metazoa; Nematoda; Chromadorea; Rhabditida; Meloidogynidae
Source: the annotation of a GenBank genome assembly
UUUUCUAGUGGUGAUCUUUUGGGUAGGGAGGGGUUUUUUUGUAUUUGAUAUUUUGAGAAGGUGAUCUUUUGGGUGUUAGCAUUUAUGUUUAAAAAUUUUUUUUUAACAUUCCAAGUUCUUUAAAUUACGAAAAAAAUUUUUUCAGCAAAAUACUGAAUUAUUCAACGUCGAAAACACCAAAACCAAAGACCAACAAGGUGACGCGUUAAUGUUACUCAAAGGCUUCUUGGAAUCUGUUGCUGAAAAUAAUGAUGGUGGGCAGCAAAAACAAUUUUGUGAGGAGGAAAGAGGGGAGGAGGAAAUGAAAGAAGAGGUGAAUGAGGAGGUGACUGAAGAGGUAGAGGACGGAAAAUUACAAGAAGAAGAACAGCCAACCACUUCUAGCAAUAUUUUAGUUGCUAGUGGAGAAGAGGAACAACAGCAGCAGGCAACUGACGAGCUUGAUUUCUUCGCUCCCCUCAAAUCCCUGCUACUUUCUUCAACGUUAGAUUCAGCCCAAGGAAGUGGCACCUCCACACCUUCACGUGCUGCAGUUGUGGAUUCCAAAGCUAUAAGAAAAGCUCAUUGUCAAGUAUGCGAUUUGGAUAUUUGUUCUACAGCACGUCAACGGCAUGUAUAUAUGGUGCAUUUGAAGAAGAAGGACCUAUUUAAAUGCAGACUUUGUGAAUAUACAAAUUCAAAUUCAUUAUGGGAAGUUCAGAAGCACACACGGAUGCAGCAUUCCUCCGAUAUAAGGCCUAUCAGUCAGGAAGAGAAGCACAAAUUGGAAAUACAGAUGUGGGGUCAUCUUUGCUUUCCCGAAUGGAAACAAAAGCCUCAAAAACGAAAAUAUCAAACAGAGGAAGAAUUAACUGAGGUAAAGGAGGAAGCCAAGAAUGAAGAAGUGUUUCAAAAACGAAAAAUGAAAAAAGAGGAGAAAUUGGAAGAGCCUGAGGAAGACAAGGAAGAAGAAGAUGAUGGAGGGAGAGCAUCCACAACAACAACAAGUGCUGGGGGAGGGGAUGGAGAAGGAAGCAGUAAUGAUGUAAAUGAUCGUUUGUGUCAUCUUUGCAUGGAGGAAUCAAAAUAUCCUGGCAGACACAUUGCUCAACGCCAUUUAAAUCAACCUCUCUAUGAAUGCCCUGUUUGUUUUAAAUUUGGAAGUUAUGAAAGUUGUACUGUUGUAAAGCACAUUAAAAAAGUACACCCAGAAGCUUCGGAUUUCACACCAAUAAGUAAUUUGGAAAAAUAUGCUGAUCAGAUUCGUGAUUUACAGGCUCGUUGUUUUCCCAACAGACAAAUGAAGUUAGUUCGCCCUCUAAACGCUGUAGGAAAAAGCCGGCCACGUGAACGGCAUCAUUGUGGAAUGUGUGGGGCCGAUGUAGCUCAAUCCGAUAGGCAAAGACAUGUUUACCACAAACAUUUGAGGAAGGGAAAGAUUUUUGAAUGCCCUCUAUGCGAGUUCUCUUCAAAUUAUGACAUACAUAGAGUCAAAUGGCAUAUAAAAUGGGACCACAAAGAUUUUGUAGCCAACAAUAACGGUUCUUCCCCCCUCGAACCAAUAUCACACGAAGCACGUUUUCGAGAUGAAAUUGAUGCAACAAAUGAAAAAUGUUUUCCUGGUUGGCAGCGUAAAAGGCACAUUUCUUCUCCAGAAAGUGAAGAUUUUAAAGAAGAAAAGGGAGGAAAUGAGGAAAAAAUUGAGGGGGAGGAAGCGACAGACUUUGAAUUAAUGCAGAAAGCAUUGAAAACUAUGGCUGAACUUUUUCAACAACAAAAAGGGCAGGAAAGUAAAGGAGGAGGAGGAGGAAAUAAUUUGAUUCCGGAAUCUUCUAAUGCUUUGGAUUGGACUUGUAGGGUAACGAAAAAAAUUUUUUUUGAAUUAAUUAUAAAUGAUUAA